Corticium candelabrum is the source of this 5644-nucleotide messenger RNA. Its product is annotated as A disintegrin and metalloproteinase with thrombospondin motifs 9-like. Gene Ontology annotation, biological process: extracellular matrix organization; proteolysis. Gene Ontology annotation, molecular function: metalloendopeptidase activity; protein binding; zinc ion binding. Gene Ontology annotation, cellular component: extracellular matrix. NCBI's taxonomy places the organism in Eukaryota, Metazoa, Porifera, Homoscleromorpha, Homosclerophorida, Plakinidae. The transcript has 33 exons. The record is from RefSeq and is a predicted model, not a curated record. The coding region runs from base 237 to 5360 and encodes 1707 amino acids.
CCAAGAGAUUUGCGUAAAAGAUGAGCCGCGGCUACAAGAGGGCGGUUUGACUACUGCAUGUCGACUGUUUACUCACGAGGCCACAGGAUUACAGGACGUGAUUGGUGGAUUCGAUUACAUUGCUAAUUGUAGAUACCGGCACGCGUGCACCUGAUAACUACAGAUCACCGCACAGCUGCCAGUCAGUAGGCUCCCAACGUUGCUACAGAACGUUACCAAUCGGUCAAAAAGGUGCGAUGCUGCUUUUCUCUUUCUUUAUCGUUUCUCUCUUAUCAAGUGGCGUGCAGCUGUCAUUAAUCGGAGAAGGCUCCACGUCUGACUACAUGUAUGAGGUGGUAACACCGAGGCUUGAAGUUCAUCACCGGAAGACGCGUGGUGUUUCUGACAACAACGCUGCACAGCGGGGGGACAUACAUAUGUUGAUGUACAACUUGAACGCGUUUGGAGAGACCGUCCGCUUGCAUCUACAUCCCAAUGACGGUUUCAUUGCCGCAUCCCUCGAAGUCGAGUAUCACGGUUCCAACGGAAAGAGGAAGUAUGAGAGUGGAAGUGGGUAUGAGCUGCGCCGAUGCUUCUAUUCUGGAUUAGCUAAUUCAAGCGGAGCCAUUCGCUCUCGACCAGCUGUUUUCAGCGUUUGCGGGGGAUUGUCUGGCUUUUAUACGACCGAUAAUGGACAGUUUUUCGUCGAGCCGUUGCAAGGAAAGACAAACGGAAGCUCUACUGGUUGGUUGGAUGCUACCAAUGAGGCACACAUCGUGUACAAACGCAAACCCGCGGACAGCAGCAGCAGCAGCAAUACAUCGGACUGUGGUUUGCAAGGGCAUUUGUCUCAAGAUGUGGAGAAGAUAUCGAAAACCAUCACACGUAGGAGGCGGUCGCAAUCAAUGGAAAAUUACGUGGAGACAUUGCUGGUUGCAGACGAGGAGAUGUACAGAUAUCACAAACGGAGAACGGAACAUUAUCUUUUGGUGGUCAGCAACGUGGUGUCCCACCUGUUUCAAGAUCCAAGUUUGAAGAAUUUUGUCAAAGUGGUGGUUGUCAGGAUGGUGAUAUUGGAAGAGAAUCCUGCAACUCUGGAUAUAACAGACAGUGCACACCAUUCAUUGUACAGCUUCUGCAGGUGGCAGAAAGAUGAGAACUAUCCUCUUUACCACAAGUUACAUCAUGACAUAGCUGUGCUUUUCACAAGGAGAGAUAUCUGUAGAACUAGUACUCGAUGUGACACUUUAGGUUUAGCAGAGUUGGGCACAAUAUGUGAUCCUGCCAGAAGCUGCACAAUCAAUGAGGACAAUGGACUGUCUGUCGCUCUGACGGCGGCACAUGAAUUGGGACACAUAUUAAACAUGCCUCAUGAUGGAGAGACAUCAGACUGUCCUAUUACACCCAGUCAGUACAGACUGAUGGCUCCAACUCUCAGCUCACAUACUAAUCCUUGGUCGUGGUCGCAGUGCAGCAGCAAGGCUCUCACUGCCUUUCUUGAUGGCGGUAAUGGAAUAUGUCUGUUAAACAAACCCAAUGUGGAUUUAACUCAAGAUAUGAGCAAGAAUUUACCAGGACAGCUUUAUAAUUUAGAUAAGCAAUGUGAAAUGGCAUUUGGAUCGGGCAUCACUUCUUGCAAGUAUAUUCAAGAUGAAGUUCCAUGCAGACGAUUGUGGUGCAGUACCAGCAGUCCCGGUUGUAGAACAAGACACAUGCCGUGGGCGGAAGGCACACCUUGUGGAAACAAUAAGUGGUGUAUAAAGGGUAAGUGUGUGGCAAAGGAGAGGAACACUAAACCUAUAGAUGGCCAGUGGGGAAACUGGAAAUCAUUUAGUUCAUGCACGAGGACUUGUGGAGGUGGUGUUCAAUACUCAGAGAGAGACUGUGAUUAUCCAGAGCCUGCAAAUGGUGGUCAAUAUUGUGUUGGACAAAGAAGAAAGUAUACAUCAUGCAACACUCAGGAUUGUCCAAGGGGUUCGAUUUCAUUUCGUCAACUUCAAUGUGAAAGUUUUAAUGGUCAAAAACAUAAUUUCAACAAUGUCCCCUAUAAUGUCAAGUGGUCAGCAAAGUACAACUUGAGGCCAUCAGAGAGAUGCAAGUUGUUUUGCUAUACAAACACGGAUAGUAAAUACUACAGAUUGGCAGCUAAAGUAGUAGAUGGAACUCCUUGCAGUCCUGACACAUUUGACAUGUGUGUAGAUGGCCAGUGCAGGCCUGCUGGAUGUGAUCAUAAGUUGGGAUCUCAUGCUAAGAUUGAUAAAUGUGGAAAGUGUAAUGGCAAUGGACAGUCAUGCAGGGAAGUUGUAGGAUUUCUAGGAAGAGCACACUAUGCAGGGUAUAAUGAUGUUGUCACUUUUCCAGUUGGCACAACUCAGAUAAUAGUGAGGCAGCCUCCUAUUUUAGCUAGAGAUGAUAACUACUUGGCACUAAAGCAAGGUGGCAGUUUUAUAUUCAAUGGUGACUACAAGAUCAAUGUUGGUCGAUACAGAUACAAGUCGUUGGGUUGUGAGUGGUAUUACAAUGGAUCACAAACUGGGGUCGAAACGCUGACUUCUAAGGGACCUUUGCCUGUGCCGAUUACUCUGUUGGUGUUGUCAGUUGGAGUAGAGAGAACGCUGCAGCUUAGUUGGACUUUUAAUGCUCCUGCUAGUCUUGUGGAGACUGGUUAUCACUGGACACAGACUGAUUGGACGGCUUGCAGUUCUGAUUGUCAAGGCACUCAGAAGCGGACUGUUGUGUGUCGACGGAAUGACAAUAUGAAUGUGGUGCCUGAUCGACUCUGUGAUGCUGACAGUAAGCCGGAUGAGUCUCAACGAUGCAAUUUGUACUGUUCAUAUGAGUGGACAGUAAGGGACACACACUGUUCAGCAACAUGUGGUCGUGGCAGUAAGAUGAAAUAUGCAUCAUGUUUUCGUCGACAAGCAGGAACUAGGGCUCUCAGAGUGUCAUCUGAACAUUGCCAGGCGUUGCCAAUGCCGCCGUCUAGAAAUGUCACUUGUCAACUAAUAUCAUGCGUAACGCUUUCACCAGAUCAACAAGGUCAAUGGAGAGGAAACCCCUGGAGCAAGUGUUCGGCAUCAUGUGGUAAUGGAGUGCAGCAGCGAAAAGUUCGUUGUGUCAACAUCAAAUUAUGGAAGUUAAUGGCAGACAGUGACUGUGCAGCUAUUCCAAAGCCUGUUUCCAGGCAAGUUUGCAACCUGGGAUCUUGUGCCAAUCACGAAUAUUACUGGAAUGAAGGUCAAUGGAGCUCGUGCUCGAAGACGUGUGGUGUGGGUGUACAGCAACGUAGUUUGAGAUGCUUGGAUCAUAAUGGUCAAACUGUAUCUACGAGUUAUUGCUCGACACAAGGGAAGCCAAGGACAUCUAGGGAAUGCGUCAAGCAGCGCUGCACUAGGUGGCAAAGUCGGGACUGGACCAAAUGUUCAUCUUCGUGUGGCAUUGGGCAUCAAACACGACAAGUUGACUGCGUUGACGCUGCUGACAAUGUUGUCAACAAUAAACAUUGCAGUUUAACUUUUAAGCCUCUGGAAAGACAGAACUGUCGACUGCACAAUUGUCCUAGUGGACGAUGGCAAUUGUCUGCUUGGUCUGCAUGCUCUGCAACUUGCAAUAGAGGAGUUCGUGUAAGACGUGUGAUUUGUGCCGAUGAGCAAGGCAAUGACUUGGGAAAGGAAGGAUGCAAUGGAUCAGAAAAACCUCUUGCUGAAACAGAAGUUUGCAUAAUGGGAAGUUGCUAUGAGUGGAAAGUCAGCAACUGGAGCACAUGUUCAAGAAGUUGCGGAGGUGGCAAGGUACAACGGAAAGUCAAAUGUCAAAGUGCAACUGGCCAAAUUGUGCCAAAUGCAAUGUGUCAACACUUGUCAAGACCAAUUGCCACAGCUGUUUGUAAUCAAUUAUCUUGUCCUAAAUGGCAUAAAGGGGAAUGGACUAAGUGCUCAAAGAAAUGUGGUCCUGGCAUAAAGUAUCGACUUGUUCGAUGUGCUGGACCUUUCAACCAGUAUGUUGCUGAUUCAAAAUGCAACUUGAGCAAACGACCAGUGCAUGCCAAAAAGUGUCAAUUAGCACACUGUACAGAUUGGCGUAUUGGAGAAUGGUCGUCGUGCACCAAGUCCUGUGGGAUGGGAGCUCAGACAAGGAGUGUCAAAUGCUACAGAAAGAAUAAACUCUUGGCUGAUUCCGGCUGUGCUCAGCCUGCUCCAGUAACAUCUCGAUCAUGUAUGAACCAGGCAUGUCCCACAUACUUAUGGGUUGUCAGUGGAUGGAAACCUUGCUCUGUAACGUGUGGAAAGGGCACGACAUCGAGAACUGUUGAAUGUGUUGAUAGAGCCACGAAGAAAUCUGUAGGCAGUAAUUUUUGCGAGUCGGUUAGUCGUCCAAGAAAUAGUGAUCGUUGUCAGUUAAGAACAUGUCCAGGACAUUGGGAUACUAAACCUUGGAAUCAGUGUUCAGUUACUUGUGGGAAUGGUGUACAGAAAAGGAGUGUGGACUGUAUGAGUGGUGAUCAUGUGGUCAGUGAUAGCUACUGCCGAUCUACUUCGAAGCCUUUAGGAAGCCAACAGUGUACAAAUUCUCCUUGUGACUCGGUCGUCUGGGUGUAUGGGAGCUGGACAUCAUGUGAUAAAAGCUGUGGUGGAGGAAUUCAAAAGAGACAUCACUAUUGCUCUUACAACAACAAUCGACAUACUCGACUUUCUCAGCAGUUGUGUGUGCAAGAGCUCGGCGAGCCACUAAGACAAAGGCCGUGUAAUGUAGACAGUUGCUUUGUUGAAUUACGCCCACUGCCAACAUCGUGCAACGAAGUGAAGACAAAAGAAAUAGGACGUUCAGAUGGAACAUACUUGAUUUCGACUCGAAAUGGUGUGUUGAAGAUAUAUUGCUAUGAAAUGAACACUCAAUUUCCCAAGGAGUUUAUAACAUUGUUAUCAAAAACUAGCAACUAUGCCGAAAUAUUUUCAAAGACUCUAAGAAAUCCCAACACGUGUCCAACAAAUCUUACUUCUUCAAUUGUCAAUUCACAUCCGUAUCGUGGCAAAGGACGAACAGAGUUCAGUCGUGUUCGUAUUGAUGUCCAUUCAAUGGAAAUAAUGACCAAUGAUUUCACGUUUGCAACAAAAUCAAGUCCAGGAGAACGUACUGUAGAGUAUGGCUCGGCAGGAGACUGCUUUAGCAAUUUAGGAACAUGUCCAAUGGGUGAGUUUAGGGUUGAUCUACGCUCUACUGGUUUGUACGUGGACCCAAAACAUAGCUGGCAGCAUCAAGGACGGCAUUCUGUUGUGAAAACUAGGGCACAAUUUAACCAUCAAGUUGUCACUGGAAAAUGUGGUGGCCACUGUGGACAAUGCUACUCAUUUGGAUCAAGGAUUCGAGUCAAACUUGUAUAAAGAAAGCCGAUCAAUUCUGACGUUUGCUGCUUGUGUAUCGCAAAUGAUACUGCAACUCUCACUCUGCUGUGCAGGGUGGCUGAACGAUAAUAUCUGAUUUAUAUUUAUUUCUUCUGGAUGCUGCAUUGGGUGGUACAAGACUCUGUCUCAACUAUUGCACUGGUUUAGUUUAAUACGGCUACAGAUAAUUUAAAACACAACACUUCGUCUGACUUAGUGAUUGAGCAGUCACAUUUGUAAUUUUUAUCUUAUAAUAAUAAUAGUAAUAGAAGUGUUGACUUUGA